This is a messenger RNA of Colletotrichum phormii, 1770 nucleotides long. RefSeq names its product XPG domain containing-domain-containing protein. The transcript is spliced from 2 exons. The record is from RefSeq and is a predicted model, not a curated record. Bases 1 to 1770 code for a protein of 589 amino acids. NCBI's taxonomy places the organism in Eukaryota, Fungi, Ascomycota, Sordariomycetes, Glomerellales, Glomerellaceae.
AUGGGAAUUCCUCAUCUUCUAAAUCAUCUCUCCCCUUACGGGGUAUUCGGGGCUCUCAAUGGCGACAGAGUUGUCAUUGAUGGCCCUGCAUUGGCAUACCACAUCUACCAUCUCUGCACAAGAAGCACGUCAGGUUUACCAUCCUACGAUAUACUCGGCAGAACUGCAAUAGGAUGGUUAGAAGCAGUCACUAGUCAUGACAUAUCCAUCUCCGCCAUCUACUUUGACGGAUUCCUCCCAGCAUCAAAAGCAGAAGUCCGUCUCGAGAGGAUACUCAAGGUCUCUUCCUCCCUCAAGAUCUUCCGCUCAGGGUUCCCCAAUGGAUGCCCAGCGAAGCAAAUCGCAUCAACACGUCUCUCACUUCCACCUCUCUUCCCAACCGACGCGCCCAAACGAGACCAGCCCCUGAUCCCACCGCCAGCGUUCCUUGUCGCAGCCAUCGUCGACAAGCUAGAAUCGACCGAAAAGUAUGCCUCUCUCGUCCGCCUGGUCCCCGGUGAAGCAGAUGCCUACUGCGCAGAAGACGUCUUGCGCAACGGAGGAACUAUCCUGACCUCAGACUCCGACCUGACAGUCCACGACUUGAAGACUGGAUCCGUCGCCUUCUUCAGAGACCUCCACAUCGGCACCACAGAGAACGACAAACCCGCCCUCUUAGGCCCCAAAUUCUCACCCACCGAGAUCGCCAAACGUCUACAGCUACCAGAAGAUCAAGGCAUGCGCAGAUUCGCCUACGAGCUCUCCAAAUCUACCCGACCCAAAUUCGCACAAGUCCUCGAAAACUGCAAAGGCGACAUCACAGACCCGGAGGAAUUCCUCGCCUUCUGCACACCAUACGAGACCCUAGAGACCACAGACUGGAGCGCCGUCCCGGUCCUAGGCAGCCUCGACAAGCUCUACCUCGACGCAAGGCUUUCUGAGGUCGUCCUGCAGUGCGUAGGCUACUCCGGGGUAGCGAAGCCGCCCGCGGGCGAAUCCGGGGCCGCGGGCUGCAUGAUGUGUCUCCCGCCCCUGCUGGACUGCCCGGCCCGCGCCAGCGCGUGGGAUACCAGCGCCUCUGUACGGCAGCUAGCGUACAGCCUCACCUGUCUUCUCCGAAAGGGCGCCGUCUCUCAUGUGAGGGAGUACCGGAGAAUGUCAUCUGGCGUGAACCAGGGCAAGUACAUGGCGAUGCUGCCCCGGCCUUGGGUCAAGGACUCGAUGGAUGCCCUCCUCAAGACCUUGACCAAGGCAAAAGCUAGCAUGGGCCAAAAGGAUUCGGCCUGGCAGGCGGUGAGCUUGCAGCUUAUUCUUGCACACGCGCAGGAAGAAGAUAAGCUGGACGCGUGUCUGAACUCCAUCAAGCUGGCUCAAUCGGUAGCGGCAGAAUCGAAUCUCGUUCCCUGGGAUGUGGUGCACUUGUCGGCACAUGUGCACGCGACGCUUUACUCUCUGCGUAUCUUGGCCCAAGUUCUGGACCUCAUGUUCGAGAUCGGAGCCAAAGACCCGAUCCAAGGCUCGAAGCAACUGCGCGAGUUGCUAUCCACGCUGCCAUCCCUCACUGAAUAUCCAUCAGUCGACGGGACAAUGCGCCUUCUUGCGAGUAUGAAAAGUGGCGGUGCGCUGGGCAAGGUUGCCACGGCGCUGGGUAUACCCGCAGACCUCCUUCUGCCAUCAAAAGAAGCCAAAAACCAGAAGAAGAAACGCAAGAAGAUGGCCGAUGCAGAGCCUCGGAUGAGGCCUGAGAAGAAAGUGUCUUCAAAUCCCUUUGAUAUUCUGGGUAGUGAAUAA